AUGUUUUCGGAUGGCCUGGAGGCUGCAGGGCAGGCAGAGGACCUGGCCCUGUCCUCUCUACAUCCCCCGCUGGAGUCCGAAGAAGAAGAAAUCACAACAUCGGCUGAGAAGGGGCGAAAACGGCGAGGGCGCUACCGGCAUAGCUUGCAACUUUUGAAGCCUUUCAGAUUAACUCACAAGCACCAGCACCCAGUCGACAAUGCCGGCCUUUUCUCCUCCAUGACUCUGAGCUGGCUCGAUCCUCUGAUCCUGAAGGCCAACAGACAGUCCAAUCUGUCCAUAGAUGAUGUAUGGGGGGUGUCUUGCCACGAUGCUGCAGAAGUUAACUGUCAAAGGCUUGAGUCUUUGUGGCAUCAUGAGCUGAAAGGACAAGGCCGUGACGGAGCAUCUCUUAUCCGAGUGUUCUGGCAGUUCUGCAGAACACGUUUGGCAAUGGCCAUACUUUCCUUAAUCAUUGCAAUGCUGGCAGGCUUUGCAGGACCUGCGCUGAUGAUUCGAGCUCUACUGUUCUACAUCCAGAACAUGGAGUCUGACUGGUUGUACGGUGCAUCCCUGGUGAUUGGGAUCUUCCUCAUAGAGCUCACGCGCUCCUGGGCUCUAGGGCUCACGUGGGCCAUCAACUACCGCACUGCAACGCGCCUCAAAGGGGCUGUUCUGACCUUUGCCUUUCAGAAGAUCCUGACUCUGCGCAACACGAAAGAGAUCAGUCCUGGAGAGCUGAUCAACAUGUGUACCAAUGAUGGGCAGAAGAUCUAUGAAGCGGUGUGUGUGGGAUGUCUGCUGGCAGGAGGGCCUGUGGUCGGGCUGCUCGGAUUGACCUACACCGUAUUCCUCCUUGGACCCACUGCCCUCUUAGGAUCUGCUGUAGUGAUUGUCUUCACCCCAGCCAUGAUGUUUGCUGCACAAGUCUUGGGAUAUUUCCGAAAGAAGUGUGUGUCUGUGACAGACGACCGUGUGAGGCGAAUGAACGAGAUUUUGGGCUGUAUGAAGUUCAUCAAGAUGUAUUCUUGGGAGGAUGCAUUUGCCCAAAAUAUUCAGAAGGUUCGGUCUCGAGAAAAGUCUAUUCUACAAAAGGUGGGGAUUGUCCAGAGUUUCACUCUAGGAGUAGCCCCUGUGGUGGUGGUGAUCGCAUCUGUAUGCACUUUCACCAUUCACGUGGCCUUGGGAUAUAACUUGACUGCUGCAGAAGCUUUCACUGUGGUGGCAGUUUACAACGCCAUGACAUUUUCCUUGAAAGUCACUCCAUUAGCUGCCAGAGCCUUAACAGAAGGUGGCGUUGCUCUUAAAAGAUUUCGGAGAUUGUUUGUAUUAGAGGGACGUCAAGUGAUACAAAUAAAAGUGGAUGAUCCUCGCAAUGCAGUUGAAUUCCAAGGUGCUACACUGGCAUGGGAAAAGGCCAGCUCCCCAGUGGGAAAAAUAAACCCUUCAUCAAAGCAAAAGAAGGGCCGAGGCAUGAAGCGUGUACUGCGGCGGGAGAAGCUCGGCCUGUGCCUUUCCCCAGAGGACAACAAAGAAAUUAAAGACUGCCUCAACGCUCAGAGCUUGCUCACCAACAUGGAGCAGGAGAGUCCUCAGAGCACCAUAUCAUCCACACAGAGCAUGAGACCUCCACUCCACAAAACCUUACAUCGCAUUGACUUGCACAUCAGGAAGGGUUCACUGGUUGGAAUUUGUGGAGGUGUUGGGAGUGGAAAGAGUUCUCUUCUUACAGCUCUACUUGGACAGAUGACUCUCUUAGAAGGAAAUGUUGCUGUAAGUGGUGCCUUUGCAUACGUUUCUCAACAAGCAUGGAUCCUAAACCACUCACUCAAAGAGAAUAUCUUGUUUGGAAUGGAGUUCGACCAAUGCAAAUAUCAGGCGAUUCUUGAAGCAUGUUGCCUCGUCCCUGAUCUGGCAGAGUUACCAUAUGGAGAUAUGACAGAGAUUGGGGAGAGAGGAGCCAACCUGAGUGGAGGGCAACGUCAGAGAGUGAGCAUGGCCCGUGCUCUUUAUAGUGAACGGCCAAUUCUUCUGCUGGAUGACCCUCUCAGUGCGGUUGAUGCCUGUGUGGGAACGCAAAUCUUUCAUAAAGCCAUCAAGGGAAUUGCUAAGGGCAGAACUGUGCUCUUUGUUACCCACCAGUUGCAGUAUUUGCCUGGGUGUGAUGAUAUAAUACUCAUGAAUAACGGACAGAUCUCUGAACACGGGACCCAUGCAGACCUAAUGGAGAGAGGCCAUGAUUAUGCGAUUCUAUUCAACAGCAUGCAAAAAGAGAAUAUUGUAAAUACAAAUUUAAAGAGCAAGAAACCAAAAACUCUAGAAGAAACGCCUAAAACUGUUGAGUUUCCCGAAGCUUCAAAUGCCAAUACAAAUGGAAGCAACGUUGAGCAAGGUCAACUGAUUAAAGCUGAGGAGAAGGGGAAGGGGGCUGUUGGCUGGCCAGUCUAUGCUGCCUACAUAAAGGCAGCAGGUGGUCCAUUUCUCUUGAUCAUAAACUUGCUCCUCUUCUUGUCCACCACUGGCAGCAUCGCUUUCAACAAAUGGUGGCUGAGCUAUUGGCUCAGGAAUGGCAAUGUGAACUCAUCAAUGAUCUUAGCAAAUGAAACUUAUGGAAGUAGCAACAUGAGCCUGAACUCAGACAAGCAGUUCUAUUCCAAAAUCUACCUAAUUUCCAUGGGAACUGUUAUGAUUCUGAAGACUCUCAGAGGCAUUGUCUAUUCAAUGUGGACAAUAAAGGCAAGCUGCAGCCUCCAUGAUAGUCUUUUUAAGCAGAUCCUCCGCAGCCCCAUGCAUUUCUUCGAUACAACUCCUUUGGGUCGUAUCCUGACCCGCUUCUCAAGAGACAUGGAAGAGGUGGAUAUUCGCUUGGUAACGCAAGCUGAGCUGAUGCUGCAGAAUAUGACGAUGGUGAUGAGCUGUAUCGGAAUGGUGGCAAUGGUCUUUCCCUGGUUCCUGCUUUUCAUUCCACCAAUGUUGGCGUUCCUCAGGAUUGUGAACCGGCGUAGCAGAACCACAAUCCGUGAGCUUAAGCACUUGGAAAACAUUAGUCAAUCUCCAUUAACAUCUCACAUAGCCAGCAGUAUACAAGGACUGCCUACUAUCCAUGCCUUUGGAAGAUCACAAAACUUUCUUCAAAGAUAUCAAGAAUUGCUGGAUACUAGCCAAGCCUCAAGCUAUCUCUUCAGUUGUUCAAUGCGAUGGCUAGCUGUGCGCCUAGACCUGAUAAGCAUUGUUCUCAUCUCUACUGUUGCGGGUUUCAUUAUUGCCAUGAAAAACAACAUUUCCCCAUCUUACGCAGGACUUGCCAUUUCUUAUGCUGUACAGUUAACAGGCUUGUUUCAGUUUACUGUGAGGUUGGUCACUGUGACGGAAGCCAAAUUUACAUCUGUUGAGAGGAUUGAUAAUUACAUAAAGACUUUGGAGAGUGAAGCUCCCAGAGAAAGUGAUAAGCAGAGCGCUCCUGCCCCCUCCUGGCCCCAGCAGGGAAAGAUCAUUUUUAAGAACGUGGUGAUGAGAUACAGGCCUGAACUGCCUCUUGUACUGAAAGGGAUGUCAUUCAACAUCCAACCACAAGAGACUAUUGGCAUAGUAGGCCGCACUGGAUCAGGAAAGUCCUCUCUGGGCGUCGCCCUCUUCAGACUUGUGGAGCUGUCAGAAGGCUCAAUUAUUAUAGAUGGAAUCGAUAUUGCACAGAUUGGACUGGAUGACCUCAGGAGAAAACUAGCAAUCAUUCCUCAGGAGCCGGUUCUCUUUAUCGGCACAAUCAGGUCUAACUUGGAUCCAUGGGACCAAUACUCAGAUUCUGAAAUAUGGGAGGCUCUUGAGCAGACACAUAUCAAAGAAAUGAUAAACCAGCUCCCUCAUUCCCUAUAUUCGGAGGUGACGGAAAAUGGAGAGAACUUUUCCGUUGGAGAGCGUCAGCUGCUAUGUGUAGCUCGAGCCCUUCUGCGCAACAGCAAGAUUCUUAUUUUGGACGAGGCAACGGCAGCUAUUGACACAGAAACUGAUCGUCUCAUUCAAGACACAAUUCGCUCUGCGUUUGGCAGUUGCACCACUCUCAUUAUUGCCCAUCGGCUUGCCACGGUCAUGAACUGCAGCAGAGUCAUGGUGCUGGAUAAUGGCAAGAUCAUAGAGUUUGACAAACCUGCUUUCUUGCUGGCGGAUGAGAACUCAAGAUUUAGAGCCAUGAUCGAGGCGGCAGAAAAUCAAAGUGGCUAG
Messenger RNA from Knipowitschia caucasica, 4197 nucleotides. The record is from the annotation of a GenBank genome assembly. NCBI's taxonomy places the organism in Eukaryota, Metazoa, Chordata, Actinopteri, Gobiiformes, Gobiidae.